ACACGUCAUGAUUAUACAAGCAUGGUUUCUUGCAAAACAUCUCUCUAAACCACAAACCAACUCACACCCACCUACGUGGCUGGGAUGAGGUAAAUACUAAAAGCGGUGUUCGGUGAACUCUUGAGGCACAUACGGGACUCUACACGCAGCUUCUCGGCACUGCAGCACUAUUCAAGUAGCUUUGUUUGGCUUCUUUUUGCACAGCAAACAAUCUAGCAAAAUACUGUCUGCACGGUCCUAAUCACAGCGAUGCUCCUGCCACAGUUCACUCUAGCUCUGUUGUCUGUUUUCGGAGUUGCCAAUGCUCUUCGCUGCUACCAGUAUUCGACAACGAACGGGACGAUUGAAACCGAAUGCGUCGACCGCAACGCGUCUUGCUUUACAGGAAUUCAAGAGGGCGGCUGUCGCGCCAACUGUACCGCAAACGCCUCUGUCAUCGAUUGCUGCGACUUGGAUCUCUGCAACAAUAAUGAAACAGUUGCAACACUGUUGCCUACCCUACCUUCUGCUACGCCACCAACAUCAACAAACAUGACAUCAACACCGGGUAUUCGAUGUUACAGUUGCUCACAGCCUAACAAGGAACUGUGUGAUACACAUCAGACUGAAAACACGUGUAACGCAGAAGAAGUGUGUCGCACUAUAGUGCACAAGCUACCACCGAGGUUUGGGGGAGAUGUCACUUCAUUUCAAAGAAACUGCUUUCCCAGAUCAACCUGCAUGGAAUCAGACAACUGCAAUGGGCAAAAUGGUGGAGACUGCAUUAGAUGUUGUGAUUGUGACUUUUGUAACGAUGGAGACAUUGAGACUCCACAGAUGUGUCCAGUGCCUCUGAAAUGCUACAGUUGCUCACAGAAUAACGAGGAGGGGUGUGAUACACAUCAAACUGAAAUAACAUGUGGGGAAGGAGAAGGGUGUCGCACUAUAGUGUACAAAACACCGUUUGGAGGAGGAAUUGUCACUUCAUUUCAAAGAAACUGCUUUCCCAGAUCAAACUGCAUGGAAUCAGACCAAUGCAAUGGGCAAUUGGGUGGAAACUGCAUUACAUGUUGUAACACAACUUUAUGCAAUGGACCAGGUACACCAACCCCAGCAGUUACUCCAAGUAUAAAUAUUACAAGUACAAGGAUUACAAGUACAAGGAUUACAAGUACAAGGAUUACAAGUACAAGGAUUGCAAGUACACAGAGUGCUGCAAGUAUUCUUAAUCCACUGUCAGGAACCCUGCUUGCUGUUGCCUUAGCAGUCAUCUGGUGACCAUCUUGCUGGACAAAAAUUAGUAGUCAUUCUUGUUUAGCUCAAUUUAUUAGUAACGGGUUUUGUUCCCAAUAGAUUGGUCAUAGUAUAAUGAGUUUAGAUUUACGUUGUUUGGAAGUAGUGAGUAUUGGGCUGGAUGCAAUUAUUAACAUUUUUAGCAAUUAGAAUAGUGUAAGCAAUAUGUCUACUAAAAUACUGUCUGGGA
Messenger RNA from Corticium candelabrum, 1462 nucleotides. RefSeq lists its product as uncharacterized. The record is from RefSeq and is a predicted model, not a curated record. Bases 250 to 1257 code for a protein of 335 amino acids. NCBI's taxonomy places the organism in Eukaryota, Metazoa, Porifera, Homoscleromorpha, Homosclerophorida, Plakinidae. The transcript is spliced from 2 exons.